Molecule: messenger RNA, 1499 nt
Organism: Mesocricetus auratus (golden hamster)
Lineage: Eukaryota; Metazoa; Chordata; Mammalia; Rodentia; Cricetidae
Gene: Snx29
Product: sorting nexin 29
Molecular function (GO): phosphatidylinositol binding
Source: RefSeq, a predicted model, not a curated record
GGCGCGCACUCUCCCCGCCUGUGUGGAGCUCGGCCGCAGCAGACAAGGCGGUGGCGGCGGCGGCACGGCCUGCGGUGGCCCCGGGAGCGGCAACAUGAGUGGGUCACAGAACGAUGACAAAAGGCAAUUCCUGCUGGAGCGAUUGCUGGAUGCAGUAAAGCAGUGCCAGAUUCGCUUUGGAGGGAGAAAGGAGAUCGCUUCAGACUCUGACAGCAGGGUGACCUGUCUGUGUGCCCAGUUUGAAGCUGUCCUUCAGCAUGGCAUGAAGAGGAGCCGAGGAUUAGCGCUGACGGCAGCAGCCAUCAAGCAGGCGGCAGGCUUUGCCAGCAAAACUGAGACAGAGCCCGUGUUCUGGUUCUACGUGAAGGAGGUCCUCAACAAGCACGAGCUGCAACGUUUCUACUCCCUACAUCACAUCACUGCAGAUGUGGGCCGAGGUCGGGCCUGGCUGCGCUGCGCCCUCAACGAGCAUUCCCUGGAGCGCUACCUGCACAUGCUCCUGGCCGACCGUGCCAGGCUCAGCACAUUCUAUGAAGACUGGUCUUUUGUGAUGGAUGAAGAAAGGUCCAGCAUGCUCCCUACCAUGGCAGCUGGUCUGAACUGUAUACUCUUUGCAAUUAACAUUGACAACAGGGAUUUGAAUGGGCAGAGCAAGUUUGCUCCCACUGUCUCUGACCUCUUAAAGGAGUCAACGCAGAAUGUGACAUCCUUGCUGAAGGAGUCCACGCAGGGUAUGAGCAGCCUUCUCAGGGAGAUCACAGCAUCCUCUGCUGUCUCUAUUCUCAUCAAGCCAGAGCAAGACACUGACCCUCUGCCUGUCAUAUCCAAGAACGUCAAUGUUGCUUGUCUUUUGCCGGAUGCCAGAUGUAAAAGGGAGAGGCGGAGGAGGAAGAAGGUGACCAACAUUGUUUCUUUUGAUGACGACGAUGAUGAGCAGAGCAUUGGAGACACUUUAAAAAAGAUGCCUGGGACUGCAGAAAGCUCCUCCAUCAAUAUCAUGUCAACCUUUGAAAGCCCAUUUGGGCCAAAUUCCAAUGGGAGCCAGAGCAGCAAUUCAUGGAAACUUGAUUCUGCAUCUUUGAAUGGGGAGUUGGGCUACCAGAAGCUGGAUGUGAAAAGCAUCGAUGAUGAUGUGGAUGAAAAUGGGGAGGAUGUGUACAGGAACUCAGCAGGAAGGAAGCCCACGGGCCACUCGGAAAACAUAGAGAAGCCGCUGGAUGGGAACGUCUGCCUCCCCCAGGUCCAUGGCUGGGCCCCACUGCAGGUGCUCCAUGGAGAUGCUGAUGCUGACACUGAUGUCCUCUUUCCUGUCAGCGGAGUGGGCUCCUAUGUUGCAGCAGAUGCCCCCGUGGGAAGUCUGGAGAAUGGCACAGGACCAGAGGACCACGUGCUCCCAGAGCCUGGCCUUCGAUACAGUAUGGAAGCCAGUUCUCCCAGCCGAGAAAGUCCUCUGAGUAGCCUGUUACCAUCUGCCUCCAUGCCUGAAUCCAUGACAGUUC